UCUCGAUCAUUAUUGCAAAGCCAACACCCAGCAUUGAAUCGAUCCCCACCUCCUCCUCCUCCUCUUGAUCCUUUUUGUCCUGAUGAUGAUGGGUAUCUGAUCAGCCGAUUCAAUCCCAUCGUCUCCAUCUUCUUCUCCGUCCUUCCUUCUCUUGUCUUCUUCUCAAGCAAUCCUCUCUCUCUCUUCCUUCUCCGUGGGUUUUCUUGUCCAAAUUCGUCCUCUGUGUAAGUCCGCGUUGACCCCUCUCUCUCUCCUGUUCUUGAUUUCUUGAUCUUUCGACGAAAGAUUGGAUCUUGGCUCGAAAUUUUCGUCUGGUUGGAUUGAGCGAGGAUGAACAAGAGCGUGUUCAAGCAGGAGCAUGACUUUGAGAAGAGACGUGCCGAGGCAGCAAGAAUAAGGGAGAAAUACCCAGACAGGAUUCCGGUGAUUGUGGAGAAGGCGGAGCGAAGUGAUAUUCCCAACAUCGACAAGAAAAAAUAUCUUGUCCCAGCCGACCUUACCGUGGGUCAGUUUGUCUACGUGAUCAGGAAGAGAAUUAAGCUGAGCGCUGAAAAGGCAAUCUUCAUAUUUGUUGACAAUGUCCUUCCACCCACAGGAGCAAUAAUGUCUGCCAUUUACGAUGAAAAGAAAGACGAGGACGGGUUUCUCUACGUCACCUACAGCGGGGAAAACACAUUCGGUAACAACUGAUUAUGGCCGAGUGCUUAUGGCGGAGUGCUGCCGCCCAUUUCUUUAUCCCCAUCUCACUGCCAUCAGUUUCCUCGUGCUGAACUCUGGCCAGUAUAUGUGUAUAUAGCCAUUGUGCUUAUGUGGGUAAUCCAUUCUAUGUAUAUAAUAAGCAUUUGUCAAAACCUAUGAUGCUAAUGAACAACUUGGUACAUAACAUGCAACGAUCCUCCGGUCCAGUUUAUGUACUGCUGCUGGGCUGGGUGGACACAUCCCCGAGGUGAAGAUUAUGCAGAAUGCUUGGGUAGUUCCACUGGUAUUGGAAGUUGAUUUUUAUCCUUCAAUUUGGUUGCCCACUGAUUGAAUGUUUGCAGUAGUUCUGGGAGUAUUUAGUACAAAAAAUUCCGAUGUACAAA
This is a messenger RNA of Eucalyptus grandis, 1082 nucleotides long. RefSeq names its product autophagy-related protein 8f. The coding region runs from base 331 to 690 and encodes 119 amino acids. Gene Ontology annotation, biological process: cellular response to nitrogen starvation. NCBI's taxonomy places the organism in Eukaryota, Viridiplantae, Streptophyta, Magnoliopsida, Myrtales, Myrtaceae. The record is from RefSeq and is a predicted model, not a curated record. The transcript has 6 exons.